GUGGGGAAAGCCGGCUGGGCUAGGUUCAGUGUUGGCCAUGGAGUCACCGCAGCUGUACGACAGUCCUCUUGGGGAGGGGAAGAAGCAUCAGCAACAGCCUCUGCCCGGUCAACUUCACGCCGUCAAGAGGUAUACUGAACUUCAUGACCUAAACAGCCCCGAAAUAUCUCUAGAUCUGCAAAACCUUAUAGAUGACAGCCAGUUCGGGGAAGGUAUUUUCACUGAUAUCUUACAACCCAAGGGACAACCUUUGGUUCAACAGCAUCAACAAGCUGGCCGCUAUCAAAGGUUAUCCUACGUACCUCAGCCGGUACAUUUCCAGCCUCCAGAAGUGAAAGAGGAACCUUCUGAGGAGUUCAGGGGAUAUGCUGGCGCAUUUGCAUCGCCUAUGCUCAAGAACCAACUCCGUAAGCACUCCAAGUCCAUUGAUAAGAAUACGGAUGAGUACAAGAGGCGUAGGGAGAGGAACAACAUUGCUGUAAGGAAGUCACGUGAGAAGGCCAAGAUGCGUUCGAGGGAGACUGAAGAAAAGGUGAAGUUAUUGAUGAAGGAAAAUGAGCGCCUUCAAAAAAGAAUCGAAUUGCUCACCGAAGAACUGAAUGUGCUUAGAUCUCUGUUCAGUUCUGUCGGAGUUCUCCCAGAACACCUCCAUCGGGAGCUCAACAAACACCUCGAGUCUUACCAGCAGCACUGAACUCGAAUCGACUAUUUUCUGCAUAGUUACCAUAUGUACAGUAUAUAUCGUCCCCUUACAAGAGAUCAUAUAUAUAUAUUUAUUUAUAUAAAUAUAUAUGAACUCAUAUACCAAGUCGGAUAAUGAGAGGUAAUGUUUUUCUAAAUAGCCUUUCAAGGAAAACAGCAUAUACCAACAUAAACACACGCCCGGACGUUCACACACUCCAGCUCUAAAUUACACCUAUGACAACCUGACACACACAUAUCAAUAUUACAUCAACACACACAUUAUCUUUCUCUACCGAUAACUGUUAUAGAAAUUUAGAAGGCCCAUCGUUUAGCUUCAAUAGCAAGAGACAUUGUCAUGAGAACUGUAUACAUUUAAUCCCAAGUGACAAGUGUGUUGUAAAUUGGUGAGAGGCUGCUGAAGGGAGCAUCGGAGUAAGAGUUUGUGACCAGUGCUUCGAUAUUUAGAGGCGAGUACAUUCUUUUUCAGUUGGUUGCCAAUUACUCUUAUAUUAGAGCAAUCAUUUAAUUGUAAAUUGUUUGGCACAAAUGUCAGUAACUAGAUAGAAAGGUCUCUAGGCAAUUACCUGGUUUGAGGUAAUAUUAUUUUAUCUACAAUUUUUACAAUAUAAUGUGUUUUUUCAACAGGAUAAUAUUUUUCAAAUUUACUAUGAAUACUAAAUAUUCGUGGGAAAUAUUUUUUUAAGAGGAAAUUAAUAUUUUUAUUAGAGUGGAGUGGUGUGCAGCUAAUUUUAUAAAGAUAGCUUAUCCAUUCUUGCAAAGGUUCGUAAACAUUUCUAUUCCAUAUUCGCAAAUUUUAUUUCAAAUCUGCUACUUCCUGUUCUAAGCUCAGUUAUGCUAAUAUAUUUUUGUUCUCCUCCCAAUUAAAUGAAUGAAUUUUUAUUUACUUAUUUUUGAAUGGUUGUUGAUUUUGACACCUUUAAACGUUUUGUACAUUUCAAUUUAUUAAAGAACUAUAAAUCAUUGUAAGAACGAAAUCUGAUUUUAUGAAUGAGAUGGUGAUAUUUCUGUCUUUACCGUUUUGACAAAUAAUCUGGAUGGUUGUUAUUAGAAUUUGCCUCGGAAAAACAAAUCAUUUGGAUAUAGAAUGACCUUGACCAAUUGGAAAACAGCAUAUCUGUCAACCAUUUUAUUAAUUAGUACUCCAAUCACAUGAUGCUAAUCUUAUCAGUUUUGUGAUUAAAGGACACAAGAAUAUGUUCUUUAUGGAUUUUUUUUCACCAUCAAUCUGAAAUGGCCCAAUAAAAUAACAUACAUAACUUCACUAUUUCAAUAGAUUUCAUCUCAAAAUGAUUUAUUGUUGAAAUGGAUUGAUUUGUUUUACUGAUAGUGUCUCUAUCCUAGGACCUAUUUGACGAAAUUGAAUCUGUUUUUGAGUUUAUUGAAAAGCCAAGCGAAUGAAACGCAGAAAUAUCGAAAAUGAUUUUCCUUUAUCAAUGUAGUUCUUUAAAAAUUAUUAAAACCCUUGUUAUAAUUGUUGCAAAACAUUUAAAAUAUCUUAUUAAAAUCAAUUGUCAAUGGCCAGUUGUCUGAGAGUAACCUUGCUUGCAUACAACGAACGCACAAUAAAGUACUUAGAAAUUGUUUAUGUAAAAGAUGAUUAAACAAAAAUUUCGAUAUCUAUAUUUAUAACGGAAGUAAUAUUUUUUAUUAAUGAAUAUAAAUAUAUAUAUCUAUUGUAAGAUUACUGAUACUGUUGACUGUACGUUAGCUUACCUGUUUAAUUUGUCUUACCUACCUGUGAUAAUCUUUGUAAAAAGAAAUAAUAAAUAAUGAAUAUAUAAAUUAAAUAGGUCAUAUAUAAAAUAUUAUUUUUAAAUAACUAAUUAAUGAUGACACCAAUCUUGAAAAUAUUUAAUUAUUUCGUAUUUAAAUAUGCCAAUUGUUAUAUGUGUAGUGAGAAAGAAUUACUUUUGACAAUAUGAGGUAAAUUUUUUUAGAAAUGUUUGCUUUAUUUGAUAAUGUAAGUUAUUUUAUACAAAUAUAUUUAUUUUAUUAUGAUAAUAUAUUUUCAUAGUUUUAAUGUCUCUUUUAUUACUUUUUCUUUAAGAUUUUUUUUUUUAAACUUUAUUUAUUUUAUUUUUUUAUUGAAUAAAUAAUGUGUAACUUUAUCAAGCUUUUCAUUUUAGCUUUACUGUGAUUAUAUAUUUUUUUAAAAUGAUUUCUAUGUAUAUAACCAUUUUGUGUUGUUUUAUGUAUUAUUUGAGUAAAUAGAAAAUUUAUUUAGAAUUACUUAUAAAUAUAAAAUAAAUCAUAUAUAUAUAUACAUACAUAUAUAUGUACAUACCGAUAGGGAGCGAGAAUUAUGUUGGCAGAAUUAUUAAGAAUGAUGUAAUCUAGUACCUUAUAAUAGAAUAUAUUGUUGUAUCUAUUUACCUUUUUCAUCAGAUAAAUAAAAAUUGUUGAGCCCAAUGUACAAAUUUAAAUAAAUAUUUAUUUUAUAUAAUAUUAUUUUAUAAUUUAA
This is a messenger RNA of Nezara viridula (southern green stink bug), 3166 nucleotides long. NCBI's taxonomy places the organism in Eukaryota, Metazoa, Arthropoda, Insecta, Hemiptera, Pentatomidae. The record is from the annotation of a GenBank genome assembly.